CGGUAUGUAGCUGUGGAUAACCCUUUGGUGGAAUCAUCAACUCCUCAUACACGUAUUCAUGACAAAGUAGCAUCUCCACAGCAUCACACAGCAAUUUUUCUCUUCUUCUUCAAAAAAAAUUGCCCCCUUUCCCCUUUUUUCUUUCGCUCCCGCCCCUCCAAUGCAUGGCAGCCCUAUGGAUAUUUUAUUUUUUUCUUAGAGUCACGAACCCUCCUCUCUGCCGUGGGACCCGCCUAGCCGGGAUCCGCAAUAGCUAUACCUGCCCACUCUUUUUCUCUGCUGUGGCUGCCGCAGUGGAGCAUCACAGAAACAAUUUUUGCAAUUUUCUACAUAGUAUAGUAUUAAAAGGGCAAAAAGACUGUAAGAAAGAGCAAGAGUUGGCGAAGGGGUGGCGUGUAAGUGGACUCUGUGGCGAGACAUGGAGCUGGGCAGGGCUGGGAUUGUUGUGGUUCUUUGCCGUAAUAAUUACUACCUAGGCCUGCUAGCCUUGUGAUUUAUUGUAUAAUUUUUGUCCCACCAGCGGUGAAAGUACGAUGGGAUUCGC
Trichoderma asperellum CBS 433.97 is the source of this 544-nucleotide messenger RNA. The record is from RefSeq and is a predicted model, not a curated record. Lineage: Eukaryota; Fungi; Ascomycota; Sordariomycetes; Hypocreales; Hypocreaceae.